CUAUAAUAUUUAUCAACAUAAAUGAAAGCAUUUAUUGCCUUGACCGUCAUUGGUCUCGCCUCUGUAGCUUACUUGGGUCUGUUCAGUGAGGACACGACUCUCAACUCUGAAUUCCAGAACUUCAUCCAGACCCACAAGGUCAGCUAUGCUAACUCUGCUGAAUAUGAAUUCAGACAAAAAGCUUUUGAGAAAAAUUUGGAGAAGAUUGCCAGAUUGAAUAAGGCUAAUCCAUUGGCUACCUUCGGUAUCAACAAGUUUGCUGAUAGAACUGAGGAAGAACUUGAGUCAAUGCUUACCAAGAGAAGCAGUGAUGAUAACGGAAGCUGCAAGGCUUACACCCCAGAAGGAUCCCCUCAAACAAUCUCCUGGGCUGACUUCAUGGGAGCUUAUAAGGACCAAGGCAACUGUGGAGCCUGCUGGUGCUUCGCAUCCGCAGCUGUUGCUGAAGGAAGAUAUGCUAUCUCCCAAGGAAUUACAGAUAAGGUGACUACAAGAUUCGCUGAACAGCAACUUCUUGACUGUAACGGCUUCCCACAAAUGGGAUGUAACGGAGGAGUUGAAGCUCGUGCCUUCCAAUUCUACCAGAAGAACGACAUCUGUCUUCAAGAUGGAUAUGAGUACAAGGCUAAGAAAGGAAAAUGCCAGAAAUGCAGCACUGGAAUCAGAGCUACUUCUUGCACCAAUUUGGCUAAAGUAAACUCAGAGAUUGUCACUGAGCUCCAAAGCGGACCCGUUGAUAUUGGUGUUGAUGCUUCAUCUUGGCCUUACUACACCGGCGGAAUCAUGACUGAUUGCUCUGGAAGAGGAAACAAUCACGCUGUCACUUUGGUUGGAUUCAACUCUAACGAAGGCACUGUCUCAAUCAGAAACUCAUGGGGAGGAGACUGGGGAGAGGACGGAAUCAUCAGACUUGACUACUCCAACAAUGCUUGUGGAUGGACUGGAGAUGCCCAUUCUCUCAGAUUCUAAUAAUAGAU
This is a messenger RNA of Moneuplotes crassus, 977 nucleotides long. NCBI's taxonomy places the organism in Eukaryota, Ciliophora, Spirotrichea, Euplotida, Euplotidae. The record is from the annotation of a GenBank genome assembly.